AAAUUAUUCAGAUUGUCCACUGAACCAUUGUUUUGUGCUCUAUAACCAUGGAACAAAAUCGUCGUAAAGUGCAAUUAUUCCAUCAUGAUGGAUCGAUUCUCGCGCCAAAUGUUUCAUAUUAGGUUAUCUUUAUUUGUUUACGAUGUCCAGCCGCAGAUUUAAAACAGUGGUAGUAUUUUUUAAAUGAAAUAAACGUGCCCUCAAUACCCUACAGUAUUACAGAAGUAACAUGGGGAUUACGGGUUUACUUCCAUUUUUAGAAAAAGCAACCAAACCUUGCCAUAUAUCUGAGUUCAGAGGUGGAACGGUAGCUAUAGAUGGAUAUUGUUGGCUCCACAAAGGAGCCAGUGCAUGUGCCAUACAAUUAGCGCAGGGAGAGCCUACUCAAGUGUAUAUUCAUUACUGUGUGAAAUACUUAAAGCUUCUGCAGUCCUAUGACAUCAAACCAAUCAUGGUUUUUGAUGGAAAAAAUCUACCUGCAAAGGCAGACACAGAAGCCAAAAGACGAGAAUCGCGGGCCAAAGCUAAACAAAGGGCUCGAGAACUUUUGCAGCUAGGCAAAACUGAUGAGGCCCGAAGUUAUUUGAAGCAGUCGAUCAAUGUAACUCCAGAAAUGGCUUCAAUGGUGAUAAAAGAAUGCCAUCGACUCUCUAUUGAUUGUAUUGUAGCACCAUACGAAUCAGAUGCUCAAUUAGCCUUUUUCAAUUUAAAAGGAAUUGCAGAAGUUAUUAUAACUGAAGACUCAGAUCUAGUACUAUUUGGAUGUACAAAAGUUAUGUAUAAAAUGGACCUGCAAGGCUGUGGAUACCUUGUUGAAGCAGAAAAAAUACCAGAAGCUAUGAAGUUGACUCUGAACAAAUACAGUUUUGAUAAAUUCCGACACAUGUGCAUUUUGUCUGGUUGUGACUAUCUUGUUUCCCUGCAUGGCAUUGGACUGAAGAAAGCUCUUAAAUUCAUAUCAUUGACCAAUGAAACUGAUCCUGAAAAAUUUCUCAAAAACCUGCCCAGAUAUUUGAACAUGCGCCAUCUACAAAUAACUGAAGAAUACAAAGAAAAUUUCAUGAUUGCAGACGCGACAUUUCGACACCAAAUUGUAUUUGAUCCUUUCAAGAAAACGCUAGUGCCACUAAUUGAUCCAGCAGUCAGUGGGACAAAUCCAAAAUAUUGUAAGAAUGCAGGAGAAAUCACUGAUCAUGAAAAAGCUUAUCAAGUAGCUCUAGGCAACUUACAUCCAUCAAAUUACUCAAAGUUGGACGACUGGUCACCUGCAAAUAGUAACUUAUCAAACAACAGUAUUUGGUCUGGAACUUACAAAAGAACGUUAUCAAGAAAGGAACAAAAGCAACAGAUCAAAUCUUUCUUCACUAUGAAGAAGCAGACUGUUGCAGCAACAACGGUGGUAGACGAAGAAAUAGUUAAAAAAGAGGAAGAGGUGCAGAUCAAUAAAGAAUUAUCUUUUUAUACUCAGAAAUCCCCCAAAACACCCGAGAAACUUCCAGUCAAGAGUGAUGAGGAUGUUGAUGAAGAUACACUGUCUCCUGUACUGUCACAAGAUGUCAAAAAAAGGAUUUCGAGAUUUCCACGGACAGAAAAUCCCAAUCCUAAUGUUAGAGUGAUAAGUCGUUUUUUUUGUCGGAACAAAACUGUAAAAUCUGAAACUAUAACCAGUUCUCAAGAGUUGACCACAGAUGAGUCUUUGGCAGAACUAGAGUCACUCAGAUUGUCUAGCCAACCUGCUCACAGUAAUUUGGAUAAAGAAAAAAGUGACUUGUCUUUGGAAGAAGAUGAUGAACCACAUUCCAUACUAUGUGAAGAUAUAGACAAAUCUAUUAGUGAUAGAAUGCAACCAGUUUUGGUUAGUGACAACGAACAAGAGUAUAAAAUUUGUUCAGACGUUGAGAUUGUUGAGACGAUGGAGAAUGAUGAAAAGUCCAUGGAACAGAAAGUAGGAAUGCAUAUAAGCGAGACCUCUCUUAGUAAAAGAAAGAAACUGGGCCCAUGCAGGACAUUGGGGUUAAAACGUAUUAAGCCUAGUGGACAAAAAACUAUUGACCAGUUAUUCAGUAACUUCAGGAAGAAAUCUCCACCAAAGCUUAAACAAUAGAUUUUUAAAUGUUACAUUCUUACAUUUUCAUUAAAGAAUUUAUAUUUUUUUAUUUA
This is a messenger RNA of Acanthoscelides obtectus, 2160 nucleotides long. Lineage: Eukaryota; Metazoa; Arthropoda; Insecta; Coleoptera; Chrysomelidae. The record is from the annotation of a GenBank genome assembly.